Lytechinus variegatus (green sea urchin) is the source of this 2677-nucleotide messenger RNA. RefSeq names its product cation-dependent mannose-6-phosphate receptor-like. The record is from RefSeq and is a predicted model, not a curated record. Lineage: Eukaryota; Metazoa; Echinodermata; Echinoidea; Temnopleuroida; Toxopneustidae. Bases 787 to 1770 code for a protein of 327 amino acids. The transcript has 4 exons. Gene Ontology annotation, cellular component: trans-Golgi network.
UUUUGGCACCCUUUUCAGUAUUCCCUUUUUAAACGUGCAAUAUUUUGUGUAAUAGUAUUUAUAUAUUUUUAUUUAUGUCUUGGGAGCGGCAUGUGUGGGGGCUCAUGCCUUCGGGCAACAGUGAUGAAUUUCGCUUUUGUGCCCCCUGACCCACAUGCCGUUCCCGCAUUCUUUGCAUGUUAAUGUACUGUAAAUUUUCUAAUGUAAUGUGUAUGUACUUUUUAUAUUGGUCAAAUAAAUAAUAAUAAUAAUAAUAAGUUUACUCAGACGUUUUUUAAUAUGACCCUCAAUCAAUUCUUGGAACCUCUUGUCAACAAGUACAUCCUUUAUUACAGCGGAUACAAGUGACGAUGAAGAAUCUUUCCUAUCUUUGGAUGAUCGAGUGUUUACACCAUCUGCCAUAUUGAAUAUUUCAAAUGAGGAAGACUAUUCUCACACUGAAGAUUCACUGACAAGCAGUAACAGUAGUUCCAAAUACUGACAAUGGGUAAUCCAAUGGGUUGAUGAAAGGUGCUCCAAUGAGAUUAGAUAGCUUUAAUCCAGUGCAAUCAGAUGAUAACAUUCUUUGAGGAUUAAUCCCAGCAUUAAGUGGAGAGUGUAUACAAUAGGUCAAUGUACUUUACAGCAGUUUGGAGAGAAAAAUAGCAAGUACAUGUAGUUUCUGCCACAGAAUAUGCAUCAUGUGGGACUGUAGAUUUACUUCUCAUGGAGAGGAGGGAUCAUCAAGUUGUCAAAAUAUCAAAUUUCAGCACCAAUAUUCCUCAGAAAACGACACCUGGUUAGUCUAUGCAGAGGCACAAGCAGCUCUACAUGAUAAUGAUACAAUGUGAUGCUGAAAAAAGAAAUGCUAUCACGAAAACUGGGAGACGAACAAGAGCUGAUGAGCUGAUGAUGUCAACUUUAAUUUUAAUUGUGAAGGCAUGGUUUAAGAUGGACAGGCAAAGAUCAUCGUGGAUGAUAAUGAACUUCUUUACUCCUUUCCAACAUGGUUCUUUGAGGAAUCUACAUUACACCUCUUGCCACAUUAAGGCAGCCAUUUUGAUUCUCCUCUCUGUAUCAACCAAGAUUAUCAAUGCUGCUGAAAUAACCUGUACCAAAGAGACCAACUGCCGCUGCACUUUAAGUGACAAUUCUCUGUACUAUGAUCUGGAGCCGAUGGUGACAGGUGUGCCCCCGCCGUUCUUCAAGGUAGAUGGAACAAAUGUUACAUAUCUUUACGAUCCUUGUCGGUCGUUCUCUGAGACUGGUGAGUGCACCGAUGCUGCGUUGUGUAGCGAGACAAUGGAUGAGAUCUAUCAGAACCUUGGCAUUCAUUCUACGUCAGAGUUUCGUUAUACACCCAAUGGAGGUUCGGUCAAGCUAAAGCUUGUCUAUCAUAACGGAAAGAGUGGUGCAUAUCAGAUCAAUUCCACUGUCUGGCUAACGUGUAGAACUAACGGCAUAUCAUCUUUGGAGCUCAAAUCAUAUUCUCCCACUUACUACUUAUUCGAGUUAUUUUCACCCUUCGCUUGCCCAAAACCCGUCCCACCAUCUCCGCUCUCCGCUGGAGGCAUUCUAUGCAUCCUAUUUGUUGUCUUUGUAACAAUCUACUUUGUAGGUGGGUUUAUAUAUCUGUUCUUCUUCAAGUAUGAGAGUGGAACAAAUGCAAUACCUCAUCAUGAGUUUUGGUCUUCUUUACCUGGCCUCAUCAAAGAUGGGUUUCUUUUCUUGAUCUCAUGUGGACACUCAAAUAAAAUGCAAUCAUCUGGACCUCAAUAUGAUCAGAUAUAGACACAUAUAUCUUUGGAAACUAAAAUGCCAUCAUCUGGACCUCGAUAUGGUCAGAUCUAGACAUCUCAUGUAUCUGUUGAUAGUCCAAUAAAAUGCAAUCAUCUGGACCUUAACAUGAUCAGAUCAAUAUAGAAUGCCAUCAUCUGGACAUCAAUUAUCAGAUCAUGACGUGUCCUGUAUCUGUCCAUAUAAUAUUCCAAUAAAAUGCAAUCAUCUGGACCUCAAUGCGAUCUGAUCAAAAUAUAUCUGUAUACGCAAAUAAAAUGCCAUCAUCUGGACAUCGAUAUGAGCAGAACUAGACACAUCUCCUGAAUCCGUUGAUCUUCCAGUAAAAUGCAAUCAUCUGGACAUCAGAAUGAUCAGAUCUACAUUACAUCUUGACUUCAAAGUUCAGUCUACUUAAGUUUAAGAAAUGUACUUCCUCUACCUUUGUCUUCCUCUACCUAUGUAUCAUAUAACACCGUGCAAGCCUAAACAGGAGUUAGGCAGUCUUCAUGACAUAGAAAUGACAUUUCCAACAUUUCCCCCCCUUUUUCAUGCAAUGUCUGAAGAGUUUUCAUUUAAGUGAGGUAUUCAUGCCUUCAGAUUGAUUUGAUUGCUGUAAAACCCAGCAAAUGCUAAUAUUUUAUCAAUUAAGAUCCAUGCUUUACAUAUAGCAUUGAUACUGGUUAAAAGUAUUGAGUAUUUGGACUACCAAGGUUUUCUAGAGCUAUUGUCUUGUCUUGGUACAAUAUUCUUCACAAUGAAACAGGGAAAGUAUGAUUAAGGCUAAUUAUUAACAGGCAAGUCAUAGGAUCUUUCUUAAGGCCUGGUUACACCACCCGAGCGUUGUUGGAGCGGUCGUGGAGCGGAGAGAGAAAAAUCAUCACCGUUCGCUACCGUUCACCAUUUUCGAUUUCGAUUGGUU